This is a messenger RNA of Diabrotica virgifera virgifera (western corn rootworm), 735 nucleotides long. RefSeq lists its product as uncharacterized. The record is from RefSeq and is a predicted model, not a curated record. The transcript has a single exon. The coding region runs from base 1 to 735 and encodes 244 amino acids. Lineage: Eukaryota; Metazoa; Arthropoda; Insecta; Coleoptera; Chrysomelidae.
AUGAUAAGCGAGAACUUUUGUAAAAAAUUAAAUCUUUCAUUGAUUCCAACUAACCUUGCUCUUAGUGGUAUAAACCAGGUAGUGUCAGUUAUCACAAAGAAGUGUCAAAUUUCUUUGUUGUCUAAGUUCAAUAGCUUUAAUAUUACAUCCAUAUUUUAUGUUGUACCAGUCAUUUCAAACCAAAUUCCGUCAGCUAGUUUUGAUAUUUCAAGUUUUGUUAUCCCAUCUAAUAUUCAGCUAUCUGAUCCUUUAUUUAAUGAAUCCACAAAUGUUGAUGCCAAUUUAUUCUGGGACCUCCUUAUUAAUGGCAAAAUCAAGCUGGUAAAAGGUUUACCAAAUUUGCAAAAUACACGUUUAGGCUGGAUUGUAAAUGGAGUUGUUCCCUAUGAGACAACUCGUGUGUCAUGUAACUUUACCAGAGCCAUCGCCGAAGAUGACCAAUUAAAACAUUUCUGGGAAAUGGGAGAAAUGCAAGAUUCCAUACCAUGCUCGAAAGAUGAUGAUAAAUAUGAAGAAAUAUGUCAAAAAAGCACUGCCAGGUACGCAAGUAGCCAAUUUAAAGUAAAACUUCCACUGACGUUUCCAGCUGAUUUGUUAGGAGACUCAAUGGAUACUGAGCCAGCAGUAUUUUUAAUACUCCUGAUAUCCUUGUUCACAUUGAUAACAAUGAUAUUUCCAAUAAUAUUAUUGAUAUUAGAAACUCUGAGAGUACCAAAACUCUUGGAAUUCAAUUGA